Messenger RNA from Esox lucius (northern pike), 1321 nucleotides. It is a transcript of the gene pycr3, whose product is annotated as pyrroline-5-carboxylate reductase 3. The coding region runs from base 16 to 1056 and encodes 346 amino acids. Lineage: Eukaryota; Metazoa; Chordata; Actinopteri; Esociformes; Esocidae. The record is from RefSeq and is a predicted model, not a curated record. Gene Ontology annotation, molecular function: pyrroline-5-carboxylate reductase activity. The transcript has 8 exons. Gene Ontology annotation, biological process: L-proline biosynthetic process.
UCCAUGCCAUAAUGAAUGAAUCAGCCAAUCGUAUCAGUUCCUUUAUGGAUCUCGCGAGAGCCACAUUCAGGAACAAGUAGAAUUCUAAAAGGGUGUUUCAGACCGGCCAAUUCUGUCAGGAUAAUCAGAAGUGACUGGGAACUCGAACUGGCCUCAGGAUUCAAAUUCAGACCUGUGUCUCAGAUCAAAACUGACCCAGAGACUCCUCUUGAGAUGGACUCCAACUUGAGAAUCGGCUUCAUCGGGGCAGGAAACAUGGCCUAUGGGAUAGCUAAGGGACUCCUGCAAUCCGGAGAUGUCCCGCCCACCAGUGUUAAAGUGAGUGCACCCUCUGCACGGAAUUUUGUUCGCUUUCAGGAGUUAGGGGUGGCGGUCACUCACUCCAAUGAAGAGGUUAUUCAUAGCUGUAACCUGGUGUUUGUGGCGGUCAAACCACACCUUGUUGCUGCUGUUCUCGGAGUCAUCACAAAAUAUGUCACCCAGAAACACAUCAUUGUUUCUGUGGCAGCUGGUGUAACCCUGGUAACGCUUGAGGGGCUCCUGCCGACUGGCUCUGUGGUUCUGAGGCUGAUGCCCAACCUUCCCUGUCUGGUCCAGCAGGGGGCGCUGCUGUUCUCACGGGGGACACAUGCUCAACCGGAGGAUGGGGCUCUGCUCCGCUCUCUCCUUCAGCCCUGUGGCCUGGUGGAGGAGGGGCCCGAGGCCUGGAUAGACAUCCACACUGGCCUCAGUGGCAGUGGGGUGGCCUUUGUGUAUCUGUUUGCAGAGGCGCUGGCAGAGGGCGCUGUAAAGAUGGGCAUGCCGAGUGCUCUGGCCCAUAGCAUCGCUGCUCAAACUGUAUUGGGGGCAGGCCAGUUGUUGCGAGACUCAGGGAAACAUCCAGCCCAGCUGCGUUCAGAGGUGUGUACCCCAGGAGGCACUACUAUCUUUGGGCUUCAUGCCAUGGAGCAGGGAGGUGUGAGGGCUGCCACAAUGACAGCUGUGGAGAUUGCUACUGAACGGGCCAGAGACCUUGGCAGGAAGCCAUCACACAUAGCAACAGAUAACAGGAAGUGAUGUUAUUUCAGCCCAUACGGAUUAAGGAACUGAUGACUGUGUUGGUGCUCAAUGCACAUUGCAAUGCUUUCUGUUUUCAACUUUAAUGUUAUGUUGGUUCCUAACCUACCUACAAACCUAACUGUGAAGGAAUUUAAGGCCACAAGAAGAAUACAUUAAGAAGAAACCAGAGGACACUUGUACAUGGACAUUAAAUGAGAGCCUAUCCAGUUAUCUUAAUAAUUUAUGAAUGUUCACUUGAAUGAUUAAAGUGAAUUUACUGGUC